AUGGCCUUCAGCAAUCAACGUGACCAUGCGAGCGAGUCGUCAUCCUUCUCAGAUCCUCUCGAUACAAGAAAUGACGAGGGAUGGGAAGAUGUGGAGCAGGACGAAGAGCCUAUCACCAUAGUGUCCCUCUUCGAUGAGAGAACUUUUCCUGAUGCGAAAAGCAUGCUCGUGUAUUGUCGUGAGCACGGCGACUUUGAUAUCUGGAAAUUAAGGCAAGACCUGGAUCUUGAUUUUCUUGGAUUGAUUAAACUGGUCAACUAUGUUCGUUCCGAGGUCCGGGCCGGGAAACACCCAUCUCAUAUCUCGUCCAAAUCCAUUUUUGACGACGAGAGGUAUCUCAAACCCGUCCUGGAAGAUGACGCCCUCCUAUACAGUUUAGACGACGUCUUCGAAGACGGUGCCAGCUCCGGACCCGUCAGUGAGGUUGAACAACUCCGACAACAACUCGCCGAUCUCCAAUCUCAAUUUGCUGCUUACCGAGAACAAGUAGAACACGCCAUGCUAGAACGACUAGAAUCCUCGGGACCGAUUCCCGAACCCAGCCACGUCCGAGCAAAUAAAAAUUGGGAUCCCCACAAGCCAUCGGUCGGCCAAACCGCAGAAUUUGAUGACGACUACUUCCGGUCUUACUCGUACAACGCCAUCCACGAAUCCAUGAUCAAAGACAGCAUCCGAACGGACGCGUACCGCGACUUCAUUUACGACCAUAAAUUUCUUUUCAAAGACAAGGUCGUGCUGGACGUUGGAUGUGGCACGGGGAUUCUGUCCUUGUUCUGCGCUCGGGCGGGAGCCAAAUUAGUCGUCGCCGUCGACAACUCGGAUAUCAUUGACAAGGCGCGCGAGAAUGUGUUCAGGAACGAUUUACAAGACACAGUCAAGUGUCUAAGAGGAAAGAUCGAGGAGGUCACCCUCCCCGUGUCCGAGGUUGACGUGAUCGUAAGCGAGUGGAUGGGGUAUUGUCUCCUGUACGAAUCAAUGCUCGACUCGGUCAUCCACGCCCGGGACAAAUAUCUGACCCCCAAUGGACUUAUGGUCCCGUCUCACGCGACGUUGCGGAUAGCUCCGCUGGCCGACUCGGAUUUGAAGGCCUCACACAUCGAUUUCUGGCGCGACGUGUAUGGCUUCGACAUGACAGCCAUGCUGGAACGAGCACAUGAAGAAGUCGUCGUGUGCGUGGUGGACGCAAAAGAACUUGCCGCGGACAGUGUCGAGCUUCUCGGGCUCGAUUUGCACAAGACCGUGGUCGAGGAUCUGACCUUCACCAAGUCCUUCACGAACCGAUGGAAAGAAGGGUUCAGACUGCUCGAAGGCUUUGUGGUGUGGUUCGACGUCAUCUUCUCAACGUCACGAGACCAGAGCAUCAAGGCCGGAACGACCGCCCCUGAAGCCAAAGACAAAGGUCUUGUCGCAUUCUCAACCGGUCCACAUUCCGACGCGACACAUUGGCAGCAGGGAAUUUUCCUGAUCCAGGAUCCGGUCGAUGAAUUCAGUGCCGGCAACGACGUGUGCGGCGACGUCCGGUAUCUGAAGAAGCACGGUCAAGAGAGGUCGUUGGAUAUUGAGAUCUCGUGGUCCCAGGCCAAAAGUGGUGAUGGAAAGGAGCAGGAGGGGGUUAAGAGACAGAUGUGGGUGCUUGAUUGA
Molecule: messenger RNA, 1641 nt
Organism: Rhinocladiella mackenziei CBS 650.93
Lineage: Eukaryota; Fungi; Ascomycota; Eurotiomycetes; Chaetothyriales; Herpotrichiellaceae
Exons: 2
Coding region: 1-1641 (546 amino acids)
Biological process (GO): peptidyl-arginine methylation
Cellular component (GO): nucleus
Molecular function (GO): protein-arginine N-methyltransferase activity
Source: RefSeq, a predicted model, not a curated record